GUUGAGUUCCUGGAUAAAUUGUUUUCUUUUCGUUAAAUUUGCAUUUCGCGGAUUUUUUGCUCGUGAUUUUUCAGGGAUUCCGCCCCGGACAGAUGAAUAUCGACAGUGCAGUUAGUCAAAUUAGGAAUUUUAAGGACUUCCUGCAGCUCUAUAACAAAUUGACCGAGCACUGCUUCACGAAAUGCGUGGACAAUUUCCACAGCAGGACCAUCUCAGCGAUUGAGAACCAGUGCGUGAACAACUGCUUCGGGAAGUUUACAAACGUUAACCAAAAAAUUCUUGGAGUUUACAUUGAUGUUCAGCAGGAGAUAAACACCAGAAGAAUAGCUGAAUUGGAGGCCAAUCAGGCCACUGCAAUCCAGGAAACUGCCCCCACUGCCCCUGCAGUGACAGAAGCUGCAAUAAAUGCUUAGAAAAUGCCUCUUUGUUUGUGUCUUUUCGCCGGAAUUCCAGCUUCCGGGAAGACGUCAACAGCCAGGAGGAUUUCCAGCAUGUCCCGUGAUCUAUCAGUCCAUCACCUCAGCUAUGAUGACUUUGUGAAGCCCGGGACAUGCUACAAGACUUUUAGGAUGGAAAUGUUGUGGAGAAUAGAGGAGUUUAUUGAGAAAUUCCAGAAGCUGGAGUAUCCGAGUGUUUUGAUUGUCGACGACAUUAUGACGUACAGCAGCAUGAGGAAGGAAGUGUACAGCCUGGCUAGGAAGCACAAAACUGGGUACUUUCAGGUGUAUUUCAGAAUUUCCCAGGAAAAAGCCCUGGAGAGGAACAGGAGCCGUCCGAAUGCGGUUCCGGAUGCCACAAUUGCUAACCUUUCUUUAAAAAUCGAGCCUCCUUCGCAAGAUACCAACUUGGAGACACUCACCAUCGAGGAAAAUCAAAGCCUGGACUUCAAUGAGUUCAGAGAAAAAGUACUUUACCAUCUGGCCAAUCCGGAAGAGCCUCCAGAGCCGCCGAAGGAAAAAGAGAAAGUUGAACCAUCUAAAUUGCAUAAAAUCGACCUGAUUCUUCGGCAGGAAAUCUCCAGGAGGAUCAGAGAAGCUCCAGAUCGAGAAACCAUUAAAAGACUAUCAGAAACCCUAAACAGCAGAAGGAAGAAUAUUUUAAAGGGCUUCCGGGAAUCUUCCCGGAUCCCCGAAAGCGUAGAUGAAGUGAGAAACCUCCUGUACAAAGAAUUCCUUUGAAUAAACCCUUUUAUUUGACACUGUC
Molecule: messenger RNA, 1203 nt
Organism: Phlebotomus papatasi
Lineage: Eukaryota; Metazoa; Arthropoda; Insecta; Diptera; Psychodidae
Product: mitochondrial import inner membrane translocase subunit Tim10B
Exons: 3
Coding region: 93-413 (106 amino acids)
Cellular component (GO): mitochondrial intermembrane space chaperone complex
Source: RefSeq, a predicted model, not a curated record